Molecule: messenger RNA, 4157 nt
Organism: Drosophila willistoni
Lineage: Eukaryota; Metazoa; Arthropoda; Insecta; Diptera; Drosophilidae
Gene: KrT95D
Product: phosphofurin acidic cluster sorting protein 2
Exons: 12
Coding region: 462-4064 (1200 amino acids)
Biological process (GO): protein localization to plasma membrane
Source: RefSeq, a predicted model, not a curated record
AGGUGCGCGGACGUGUGUCGGUCUUUGUCGUUUGUCCAGGCCGAUUAUUUGCGCAAGAAAACUUGUUAAAGAAAUUAAUAAUAAUAAGUUGCAAGCUGAAACAAAGUAGACCGCGCAGCCAGCAGUAAACAAUAUGCGGCGGCACGCCCUUUUGCGUUGCUUGUGUUUGUGGUUGCUGCAACAGCAGCCGGCGGCGGCAAUUUUACAAAACUUUAAUCCAAAUGUAUUAAAAAAAAAAAAUAUAUAACAAAAAAAAAAUAUUUGUGAAAAAUAGUGUUUUUUGUGUAUAAACUCAAUUUGUUGUGAUUCAGCAACAUUCCCCCCGAAACAAUUGUUCAAUAAUGUGCAACAGAAAAUAUUAGCAACAACAACAACAAAUACUACUACGGUACAAAUUACAAUCACACAACAAUAACUACAAAAACGGUAGCUAGAAGAAGAAGCAAAAGCAAAUUAACAACAUGAAGAUGGUCGACAAAUCAUCCAAAUUGGUGGAUAAAUUUGUUGCCAUCGGCGGCGGUGGAGGCGGAGGAUCUGGCGGUGGUAUUAAUAGCGGUGGUGGCGGAGGCGUCGUCAUGGGCGUCACUGGCUUAUCAAGCGGCAACACUACCACCUCAUUGGCAUCGGCUGCAGGAGGAUCAUCAGCAGCAACAGCAGGAACAUCAUCAUCAUUAUCUGGAAUUGGUUUGCAUGCUCCCGCUGGAGGAAUAUCAUCUAAUGGCCAAAAACCGGUGCCAAUGAAAUUAUUUGCCGCCUGGGAAGUGGAUCGUACCCCUCCCAAUUGUAUUCCAAGACUCUGUUCGUUGACAAUAACGCGUCUCUCCAUCCUGACACCGCUGCCCGGGGAUACCACCUCGUUGUCAUUGGCCGUUAAAAUGCAAAGCUCAAAACGCACUUUGCGUAGUCAUGAGAUUCCCAUUAAUGGCAGUGCACUCAAUUCCACAACAGCUGCCAAGGAGAGCGCCAUCUCUUCGUCCUCCAUGCAAGGCAAUUCGCCCUUAUCGAAUAUAGCUGCCGGCGGCUCAUUGCUAAUUGGUACUCCAGGAAAUGUUGGCAAUGCGGGCAUUGGCACCGGAACUGCUGGCACACUGCCUCUAACCGAAACCGAACUGGACUUGCACUUUAGUCUCCAGUAUCCACAUUUUAUCAAGAGAGAUGGCAAUAGACUGGUUAUUCUGCUGCAACGGCGCAAGAAAUAUAAAUCACGUACAAUUCUUGGCUAUAAGACCCUAGCUGAGGGCAUUAUACGGAUGGAUGCGGUGCUACAGAAGUCCAUGGACAUGAUUAUUGAGCUAACUGCAUCGGGUAAAAAUGGUCGACCCGGUACAGUGGUUGCCUGUUUGCGUGCGGAACGUGUAUCUUCCAUUCCAGUUGACCAUGACAAUAAGAAUAACAACAGUCUGCUGUUGGCAGAUCGUGUUGCUGAAUUCUCUGACGAGGACGAAGAGGCUGAAUUUAGUUCUGGUGAAUUUAACGACGAGGCCAACGAAUUGGGCAUUAUCCGUGCCUACGAUCCAAAGGGUGAUUAUAAUCCGGCCAAGCAUGAUAUGCGUAAAUAUCGUAAUAAAUUGCAAAGAUCUGGCAUUGAGGAUUGUACAUUAGCCGGACAUCAUACGGAGCAGCAUCAUCAUCAUCCGGUUGUGGUUGACAGUGAUAGUGAAUUCGAAAUGAAGGACAAGAGCUCGUCCCGGACCAAGUUCAGUCGGACAAUUUCGCUACAGCAGCGUAAUAUAAAGCAAAAAAUUGUUGCUCUAUUAAAGCGCUUCAAGGCCAGCGAGGAGCUUGAGGGUGAAUCGCAUCGUGGUACUGCGGCUUUGCGCGGUGAACGGGAUUUGGAUGCACUUUUCCAUGAGCUGGAAUCGUUGUCAUGCUGCGAGGGCGAUGACUCUGGGCCCGAUAUGGAUAGCAUAUCAAUUGGAUCGACGCCAAAGCCAUCAUUGCGUCCGUUCUUUACGAAUUCACGGAUUAUGCUGCACGACAGCAUCACCGGCAAUGGUGGAGGGCUAGGCGGAGGCGGCGUCGGCGGCGGAGCUGCGGGCAACUCUGAGCGCAGAUCAUCGGAUAAAAGCGACCAAUUGACCAAUUCAUCAUACAAUAUUGAAAAUAACAAAAACCAAAAAUGCAUUCAUUUAACAAACAAUAACAAUUCGGCAACAACACCAGAUCGCGGCGGUCAGGAUAGCUCUGGCAAUGAGGGCAAUGCCGAUGGCCAGAACUCCGAUCCCCAGAAUAGUCCUCCACGUGGAGACAAGGACUACAUGCGUGUGAACCAGCAGCAAUAUCAGCAAUUGACCCCAGUGAGCUCAGUGGCCACCAGCAUGGGUAGUGGCAAUCUGGUGACGCCAGCCCAGUCCGAGAAGCGUUCGCGUCUGUUUCGGACCACCAGCAACACGCAAAACAUAGUCCAGGGAAGUGGCAGUGGGGGCAAUAGCGGCACCAACAACACCAGUGGCGGCGGCGGGGGCAAGCGUAAGCAUACACUCAGCUUGAGCUCCGAGCCAAGAUCAGUGCUGGAGACGUGUCUGUCGCCCACCAAUGUGGAGCCACGAAAAAUGCUUCUCGAUCAACUGAGCCGGGAAUUCGCCGGUGAGGACAAUGCCAUACCCGAAGUGGUGACCAUUAUCAGUCCGCCAGAGGCAUUGGGUGGCAGUGGACUGCUGGCCAAGCUGGUAACACUUUUCGCCAACUCCUUUAAGCCGGCCUUUGUGCCGCAAAACACGGCCGAGGUUAAGGCCGUGCUGCAGGCUCUAAUGGCCAAGAUCCAGAAGUAUUGCAACUCAAAUGCCAAGCCACCGCAUACGGUCAAGGUGCUACUUAUUGGCGGCGAUUGGCUGCAGGGAGCCACUCUGCGUCACUAUGUGGAAUUGCUGGGUGUACGUCCGCCAGACUGGUUGAAUCAUCUGCGCUUCUAUCUGGUGCCCAUUGGCGGCAGCUGCGGCAGUGUGUCCCGCCAUCUCAGUCAGAUGGAUCAGACGUAUGCGGCCAUGUUUGGAUCCGACAAUUGGACGCAACUGUGCGAGAGGGCAGCUGCCACUGCGGCGGCAGUCAGCGCUGUGACCACGGUGAAUGCCACCGUUCUAACCGCCAAUCUAGCCGAUGCGGUGGGUGUGGCCAAGUCAGACAUUGCGGAGCUGGUGCAGCGUAUACAACGCUAUCUACAUGCAGCCGGGCCUUGCACUCAGAUACCCAUAGCAGAGGCUAUGGUUAACUACAAGGAUGAGGAUUCCUGUCAGAUCUUUGUGCCGUUUGUCAGCGAUGUACGCAUUGGCUAUCUCGAUGCCCAGGCAUCGCUGGAUCUUGAAGAGAAUAUGGCUGGCUCGAAUCAAGGUGGCAGUGGUGGAUCGUCUAGUCCAGCAAUUCCGAUUGGCAAUCAGAGCUCCUCCAAUGUACAUGGCAUGUUGUCCGGUUCGCCGCCCCAGCAGCAACAGCAACAGCUCAUGGGACGCAUUUCGCCGCCGUUGCAAACGCCUCCAUCGUCGGCUUCAUCACAUCGGGAACGCAUUGCCAGCGAAUCUCUAAGCACACCGUCAUCCUUGCAGCAACAGACAUUUAGCGGAUCUCUAGCUGGUUCACCUGCGGAAGCUGUGGAACUUCAAGUUGACUAUUGGCCCGUAGUGCGGCCAGGUGAGAUUCAUACAAAGGAAUCGAAGAGCGGCAUGUCCCGGGGCAGUGAGUCGGGCGGCGGAAAGAAUAGCAUUAAGAGUACGUUUAGAAAUCUGCAGGUGUGGCGACUGCCACAACAUGCACAGCAACUGGGUGAUAUGUCCAAUGGACUGACUGUUAGUUUUGCCACCAAGGAAAAGAAGCAGAAGCAAAUUAUGCGUCUGGGCAAAAAGAAGGACAAGGAACGUGAUCUCGAGAAGGAGCAGUGCGUAGAAGGCGUUGCACGCCUGAUUUGCUCACCCAAGCAAUCGCAUCCAGUACCACUUAGGGUCUUCAUCGAUGGCACCGAAUGGACUGGAGUGAAAUUCUUCCAGGUCUCCUCUCAAUGGCAAACUCAUGUCAAGAAUUUUCCCAUUGCCCUUAUAGGCUGCACUCCCAUGUCCUGUGCUGAAUUAUCCUAGUCAUUUACACACACACACACAAACAUACCUACAUAUACAUAUAGAGCAAGGAUGGCAGACACUUGCGCGGCAAUAAAUAUUUUAAACUGAAAA